Dermacentor andersoni is the source of this 1293-nucleotide messenger RNA. The record is from RefSeq and is a predicted model, not a curated record. Lineage: Eukaryota; Metazoa; Arthropoda; Arachnida; Ixodida; Ixodidae.
GUCGCUGUUCGUGGAGCCACGUGCAGGAUUGGUGGCCGUCGCCCACUGUCGCUGUUGACAGCUGCCGUGCUCGUUAUCGAAGACACUGGCGACACCUUUUGCGAGAACAACUGGGACUGCCGAAGGUUCAUGAGUAACUGCACCAAUGGUCGCUGCGAGUGUGGGGCCGGCAACAGGUUCCAGAGCCGCGAGCUGUACUGCACCAAGCGCUGCAUCGAGGACUCCACCUGCACCAGUGGCUCCAUAUGCGAGGACACGAGAUGCGUCUGCCCCGCGGGCUCGUUGGGCGUAGGAACCGCAAGCGCUGCCGUCUGCGAGCGCCACGUAUGCACUACCGACGCGGACUGCGGCUUUUGGCUCCACGCGCAAUGCGCGCGCAUUCGACCUGGUUCAACGCUCCGGGGCUGUCGCUGCGCCAAGGACACGGCCUUGCUUUUGGGGUCCUGCAAUCCAAUCGGCAACCUGGGACCGUGUCCGUACGGUCGCUGCGCCACCGAGUACUCCGAGUGCGACCUGUCCACCUCGCUGUGCCGGUGUCAGAAGGGAUACGAGCUGCGAAUCUACGGCAACACCUGGAUCUGCGAGAAACAAGACACCGCGACAGUGGACCGCGCCUGCAUGGAGAGCACCCAGUGCUACCCCGGAGAGGUAUGCGAUGACGGCUUCUGCAAAUGUCCGAAGGGCAAGGAGCUCAGCAGAGAACUUGUGUGCGUAGAGAUCAAGCUGCCGAAGACAUCCACCAACCUGCGUCUGUUCCUCUGGUUGUCGGCCGCCAUGCUGGCACUGAUAGUGGUAUUCAUCACGUUCGGCGGCUGCCUCUACCUGCUGGCGCAGCGGGCAGAGAACGAGCAGAUGGAGAUCGCCAAGAUGUUCGACCAGGCGGAAGAAGACCCGUCCUUCUAGCCAGUCCAUUCCUUAUAACGGGACUCCGUGGAAGUGCUAUUUGUGAAAGCUGGCAGCUGCUUAUAAUUCGUUUUUAUUCCAUAGUGAUUCGCGCUUUUUGAUUAGUAAAUUACCGUCGAGCAAAUUGACUACUAUGAAGAACAUUCAUUGUAAUCUUAGUAUCAGACAAAUAUUACGUAUAUUACGUGCCCAUGCAGUCAUUUAUUAUUUAUAUUCAUUUGAGUCUGCUGUGAAGUGCCGUCUGCAGUACAUAGGACGUGAAGUGGACAAACCAGAUAAUUAAAUAUUCGAGGAGUUUAAUGGAGUGAGACAUUGUCAUGACACGAGGGGACAUUGUUCAGUGUAUUCCAGAUUUGUUGUCAACGCAUUAAAGGUUAUAGAGCCGUUUCA